This is a messenger RNA of Cladophialophora immunda, 432 nucleotides long. RefSeq lists its product as uncharacterized. The transcript has a single exon. NCBI's taxonomy places the organism in Eukaryota, Fungi, Ascomycota, Eurotiomycetes, Chaetothyriales, Herpotrichiellaceae. The record is from RefSeq and is a predicted model, not a curated record. The annotation marks the transcript as partial.
AUGGAACCCGGAAUCGCGGCCACAAUCGCCAUGGAAACCAGAAUCGCAGUCAUAGCCACGGUCCGCAUCAAUUUUACUUCAAUCAUUUGCGUGGCACUGGAUGGUUCUCGGCCACGGAUGGAAAUGCUCUUGCAGAGCACGCCGCAAGACUCUUAUUGCCACGGAAUAAGCUAUGGGGACGGGUAUGCGGUCGAAUUCCUAGGUUUCCCCCGGACCGAAAUACCUCGUCUCCAUGUGACAAUCGUCUCAUCGGAAACGUGUGUACUCAUCGAGCAAGACGAGUCCAUGAUCAUAAGGUCUGUGGGUGUCCAAGUCGCCCUCACCGAAGCUAACGAGCGUCAGUGGGUUAUGGACUCCCCAGAUCGAAUUUUGCAGCGGACGCUCGGCCCCAUUUUGAUCUCGCGUGGUGGCACAAUCAAAAGGAAUACGGAC